This is a messenger RNA of Tachyglossus aculeatus (Australian echidna), 5159 nucleotides long. It is a transcript of the gene EIF4G1, whose product is annotated as eukaryotic translation initiation factor 4 gamma 1. Gene Ontology annotation, molecular function: protein binding; mRNA binding; translation initiation factor activity. Gene Ontology annotation, cellular component: eukaryotic translation initiation factor 4F complex. The coding region runs from base 198 to 5117 and encodes 1639 amino acids. NCBI's taxonomy places the organism in Eukaryota, Metazoa, Chordata, Mammalia, Monotremata, Tachyglossidae. The transcript is spliced from 34 exons. The record is from RefSeq and is a predicted model, not a curated record.
GUCGGCCGCGCGGAGCCGGAGCGGGGUGCGGGAGCCGGAAAUGGUCGUGGACGGCGCCUGUGCGGCUGCGUGGGGGCCCGGCCGCGCCGACUGAAGGAGACUGAAGGCUGGCGGAUGCCCAGACCCUGUAGGCCUCACCGUGGACUUGACCUUUCCCGAGGGGGUGCCGGGGGGACCCAAAUGUGGCACCAAAUGAAAUGAACAAAGCUCCACAGCCCACAGGCCCCCCGCCCGCCCCGUCCCCCGGACUCCCGCAGCCGGCGUUCCCCCCGGGGCAGGCGGCACCGGUGGUGUUCAACGCGCCGCAAGCGACACCAAUGAACACGCCUUCUCAGCCCCGCCAGGGAGGAUUCAGGUCUCUGCAGCACUUCUACCCGAGCCGGGCACAACCCCCCAGCAGCGCCGCCUCCCGAGUGCAAAGCGCGGCCCCCGCCCGGCCCGGCCCGGCCGCCCACGUCUACCCUGCUGGCUCCCAAGUGAUGAUGAUUCCCUCCCAGCUCUCCUACCAGGCCUCCCAGGGCGCCUACUACAUCCCCGGACAGGGGCGCUCCACUUACGUCGUCCCGACCCAGCAGUACCCCGUGCAGCCGGGAGCCCCCAGCUUCUAUACCAGCGCCAGCCCCACCGAGUUCGGCACCUACGCGGGCGCCUACUACCCGGCGCAGGGCGUGCAGCAGUUCCCGGCCGGCGUGGCCCCCGCCCCUGUCAUGAUGAACCAGCCGCCCCAGAUGGCGGCUCCCAAGAGGGAGCGCAAGACGAUCCGGAUUCGCGAUCCCAAUCAAGGAGGAAAAGAUAUCACGGAGGAAAUCAUGUCCGGGGCCCGGACCUCGUCCACCCCCACGCCCCCUCAGGCGGGUGGAAGUCUGGAGCCGCAGGCCAACGGAGAGGCCGCUCACGUAGCCGUCGUGGUCCGGCCGGACGACCGGCCGCAGGGCAUCCCGGCGGGAGGCCGGGCAGGAGCCGCUCCGGAGCAGAGCCCCUCGGAGUCCCCCUCGCAGACCCCCCUGCCCUCCCCGGCCCGCUCGCCCCCCUCGCUCGUCGAGCAGGGGCCUGAGCCCGGCGCCCCGGCCCCGGCCGGCCCCGGGGACACAGGGACGCCGGGGUCGCCGGGGGUCGCGCCGGUGACUUUGCCGGCCGAGCCGCCCGUCCCCCACGAAGCCAGGGACCCGGCUUGCCCCUCCGCGCAGCCCCCCGGCCCUCCGGAGCCGCCGGCGGGGGAGGAGGCUUCGGCCCCGAGCCCGCCGCCCGAGCCCGAGCCCGAGCCCCCGGCCGCUCUCCGGGGCCCCGGUUCCCCCCCGCCGCCUCCCGAGUCGGAGGCCGCUCCCGAGCCCAACGGCCUGUCUCCGUCCGAAGAGCCGGAGCCGGAGCCGACGGCCGCGCCCCCGCCCCUGGCCUGCCCCCCGGAACCCGUUUUGGCCGCCCCCACCGCUCAGCCCGAGGAGCUGCCCAACGGGACCCCCUCGCCCCCGGCCACGGACCUGAACCCCAUCUCGGAGCCCGAGGAGCCGCCCCAGGAGCAGCCCCAGGAGCAGCCCCAGGAGCCGCCCCAGGAGCAGCCCGAAGAGCUUCCGGCCACGGCCCUCCCCGACGCUCCCCUUGCCGUCCCCCCGGCUGCUCCCCCUGCCCAAGUGGAGGAGGAGGAGGAAGAGGAGGAAGAAGAAGAAGAGGAGGAGGAGGAGGAGGAGGAAGGUGGUGGUGAAGAGGAGGAGGGCGGAGAGGCCCAGGAAGGGAAAGGAGGGGAAUCGUCUCUCCCGGAGAGCACCCCCGUCCCGGCUCCCCCUACCCAGAGUCCUGAAGAAACAGCCACGGCAGUGGCAGUGUCGGUGCCAAAGAGGAAGCGGAGAAUAAAGGAGUUGAACAAGAAGGAGGCCGUGGGGGAUCUUCUAGAUGCCUUCAAGGAGGUGAGCGAUGGGGUGUCCGAGGUGGAAAACCAGCCCCCCGCAGGCCCCGGCCCCGCCGCAGAGCCCGAGGGCGGCGGCGGCGCCCCUGCCCCGGCCCCGCCCGAGGAUGCGGACGAAACCUGGGAGGAGAAAGAGGAUAAAACGGACAAUGCCGAGAACAUCCAACCCGGAGACCAGAAGUACCAGUACAAAGAGGAAAACUGGAAGCCCCUGAACCCCGAGGAGAAGAAACGCUACGACCGCGAGUUCCUGCUCGGCUUCCAGUUCAUCUUCGCCAGCAUGCAGAAGCCCGAGGGUCUGCCGCACAUCAGUGACGUCGUGCUGGACAAGGCCAACAAGACCCCCCUGCGUCCUCUGGACCCCACCCGGCUGACGGGCAUGAACUGCGGACCCGACUUCACCCCGUCUUUCGCCAACCUCGGCCGGCCGACCCUCAGUAGCCGCGGCCCUCCGAGGGGCGGGCCGGGCGGGGGGCCCGGCGGGGAGCUGCUGCCCCGCGGGCCGCCAGCCGGCCUGGGCCCCCGCCGCUCUCAGCAAGGCCUCCGCAAGGAGCCGCGCAAGAUUAUCGCCACGGUGUCCCUGAGCGAAGACGUCAAACUGAACAAGGCCGAGAAAGCCUGGAAGCCCAGCAGCAAGCGCGGCCCCACGGAGAAGGAGCGGGGCGAGGAAGAUGUCGACAGCAAGACCCAGGACCUGUUCCGCAGGGUGCGCUCCAUCCUGAACAAGUUGACGCCCCAGAUGUUCCAGCAGCUGAUGCGACAAGUGACGGAGCUGGCCAUCGACACCGAAGAGCGGCUCAAGGGGGUCAUCGACCUCAUCUUCGAGAAGGCCAUCUCCGAGCCCAACUUCUCCGUGGCGUAUGCCAACAUGUGCCGCUGUCUCAUGGGGUUGAAAGUGCCCACGACGGACAAGCCAGCCGUGACCGUGAACUUCCGGAAGCUGCUGCUGAACCGGUGUCAGAAGGAGUUUGAGAAGGACAAGGACGACGACGAAGUAUUUGAGAAGAAACAGAAAGAGAUGGACGAGGCCGCCACGCCCGAAGAGAAGGCAAGGCUCAAGGAGGAGCUGGAGGAGGCCCGGGAUAUCGCCCGACGGCGAUCCCUGGGGAACAUCAAGUUCAUCGGGGAGCUGUUCAAGCUGAAGAUGCUGACGGAGGCCAUCAUGCACGACUGUGUGGUCAAGCUGCUCAAGAACCACGACGAAGAGUCCCUCGAGUGCCUCUGCCGCCUGCUCACCACCAUCGGCAAGGACCUCGACUUUGAGAAGGCCAAGCCCCGCAUGGAUCAGUACUUCAACCAGAUGGAGAAGAUCAUCAAGGAGAAGAAGACCUCAUCCCGGAUUCGAUUCAUGCUGCAGGAUGUGCUGGAUCUGCGCAGGAGCAGCUGGGUCCCGCGCCGGGGAGACCAGGGCCCCAAAACCAUCGACCAGAUCCACAAAGAGGCUGAGCUGGAAGAGCAUCGGGAGCACAUCAAAGUGCAGCAGCUCAUGGCCAAGGGUGGUGACAAGCGCCGGGGGCCGCCCGGACCACCCCCAGGCAGCCGCGGUCUGAUUGUGGACGACGGCGGCUGGAACACCGUCCCUAUCAGCAAGGGCAGCAGGCCCAUCGACACCUCCCGCCUCACCAAGAUCACCAAGCCUGGAUCCAUCGACUCCAACAACCAGCUGUUUGCACCCGGGGGGCGGCUGAGCUGGGGCAAGGGCAGCAGUGGCGGCACUGGGGCCAAGCCUCCUGAGACAGCGUCCGAGUCGGGCCGCUCAGCCACUAGCACCUUGAACCGCUUCUCAGCCCUUCAGCAGGCGGCACCCGCGGACAGCGCAGAUACCCGGCGAGUAGUACAGAGGAGUAGCCUGAGCCGGGAACGGGGCGAGAAGGCCGGAGAGAGGGGAGAGCGGGGCGAGAGGGGCGAGCGGGGCGAGAGGAGCGAGCGGGGAGACAGGCCGGAGCGAGCCCGGGCCCCCCUCACCAAGCGCAGCUUCAGCAAGGAGCCGGAGGAGCGGAGCCGGGAACGGCCUCUCCCGACCGACGGGCUGCGCAAGGCGUCUAGUCUGACAGAGGACCGUGGCCGGGACCCUGCGAAGCAGGAGGCGGCCCUGCCCCCGGCAGCCCCCCAGAAGGCGGCCCUGUCAGAGGAGGAGUUAGAAAAGAAAUCCAAGGCCAUCAUUGAGGAGUUCUUGCAUCUCAAUGACAUGAAGGAGGCCGUGCAGUGCGUGCAGGAACUAGCCUCGCCCUCCCUGCUCUUCAUCUUCGUGCGGAACGGCAUCGAGUCGACGCUGGAGCGCAGCACCAUCGCCCGCGAGCACAUGGGCCAGCUGCUGCACCAGCUGAUAUCCGCGGGCCACCUCCUCUCCACCCAGUACUACCAGGGGCUCCACGAGAUCCUGGAGGUGGCAGAAGACAUGGAGAUCGACAUCCCCCACGUGUGGCUGUACCUGGCUGAACUGGUGACCCCCCUGCUGCAUGAAGGGGGCCUUUUGAUGGGGGAGCUGUUCAGGGAGAUCGCCAAGCCUCUGAGGCCCCUGGGUAAGGCCAGCCCCCUGCUGCUGGAGAUCCUGCGGCUGCUCUGCAAGGGUGUGGGUCCCAAGAAGACGGGGUCCCUGUGGCGAGAGGCGGAACUGAGCUGGAAGGAGUUCUUGCCGGAGGACCGGGACGUCAACGCCUUCAUCGCCGAGCAGAAAUUGGAGUACACGCUCGGGGAGGAACCCGAGACCCCCAGCCAAACAGAGGAACUGCCCUCAGAGGAACUGAGCAAGCAGUUAGAGAAGCUGCUGAAGGAGAACACCAACAACCAGGGCGUCUACGAGUGGAUAGAGACCAACCUGAGUGAGCCGCAGGUGGCGUCCAAUACGUUGGUGCGGGCUCUCAUGACAGCGGUCUGCUACUCUGCCAUUAUCUUCGAAUCUCCACUUCGGGUAGACGUGGCGGUGCUAAAAGCGCGAGCGAAACUGCUUCAGAAGUACCUGAACGAUGAACAGAAGGAGCUCCAGGCCUUAUACGCCCUCCAAGCCCUCGUAGUCACCCUGGAGCAGCCGGCCAACUUGCUGCGGAUGUUCUUCGACACGCUGUACGACGAGGACGUGGUGAAGGAGGAGGCCUUCUACAGUUGGGAAAGCAGCAAGGACCCCGCGGAGCAGCAAGGCAAGGGGGUGGCCCUCAAGUCCGUCACCGCUUUCUUCACGUGGCUGCGGGAGGCCGAAGAGGAGUCCGAUCCCAAUUGAGGGCCCGGGCCCGGACUGCCGUGGCGGGGGGGAGGCGGGCAG